AUGAAGCUCAGGAUCCUCGCCAUCGCCCUGUCUUGGACGUGUUUACUCCUAAGCCCACGUGGGGCCCAGGAGGUGCAUGAGGACAAGCCGAAUAUUGUCCUGAUGAUAGUGGACGAUCUUGGGAUUGGUGACUUGGGCUGCUUUGGCAAUGACACGAUGAGGACUCCUAACAUCGACCGCUUAGCAAGGGAAGGCGUACAACUGAAACACCACAUCUCCGCAGCGUCAAUGUGCACCCCAAGCCGGGCCGCCUUCCUCACGGGAAGAUACCCCAUCCGAUCAGGAAUGGUUUCUAACAGAGUGAGCCGUGUGAUCUCCACGCUCGGAGCUCCUGCUGGACUCCCUCGCAAUGAGACAACAUUUGCAGCCUUACUGAAGAGGCAAGGGUAUAGUACGGCAUUGAUAGGCAAAUGGCACGAAGGCUUAAACUGUGAUUCCCGACAUGACCACUGCCAUCACCCAUAUAAUUAUGGUUUUGAUUACUUCUAUGGCAUGCCAUUCACUCUGUUUGAACCUUGCUGGCCGGAUCCCUCGCGUGACACGGAAUUAGCCAUCGGGGGCAAAGUCUGGCUCUGCAUUCAGCUGGUCGCUGUUGCUGCACUCACGGCUGCCUUGGGGAAACUGAGUCGCUUGAUCUGUCUUCCCUGGUCCUUCAUCUUCUCCAUGAUUCUUUUUAUCUUUCUGCUGGGCUACUUUUGGUUCUCCAGUUACAAAUCCCCUCUGUACUGGGAUUGCCUCCUCAUGCGCGAGCACGAGAUCACUGAACAGCCGAUGAAGGCAGAGCGCGCUGGCUCCAUCAUGGUGAGGGAGGCGACUUCAUUUAUGGAAAGGCACCGUGAGGGACCGUUCCUUCUUGUGUUCUCCUUUCUGCACGUCCACGUGCCGCUUCCCACGACCACCGAGUUCAUCGGCACCAGCAAGCACGGCUUGUAUGGGGACAACGUUCAGGAGAUGGACUUCAUGGUGGGCAAGCUUCUUGAUGCCAUUGAUGAUUUUGGUGUGAGGAACCACACGCUCGUCUACUUUACAUCAGACCACGGCGGACAUUUGGAGGCACGGGUGGGCCACGCCCAGCUCGGGGGAUGGAACGGAAUAUACAAAGGUGGGAAAGGCAUGGCCGGCUGGGAAGGUGGAAUCCGCGUCCCGGGACUGGUCCGCUGGCCGGGAAGGUUACCAGCUGGGAAAGUGAUCGAGGAACCGACGAGUAUGAUGGACGUUUUCCCCACGCUGGCGGCCGUGUCAGGAAGCACGGUCCCUCAGGACAGGGUGAUCGAUGGCCAGGACCUCAUGCCUUUGCUUCAGGGAGAUGUCGAGCGCUCAGAGCAUGAGUUCUUGUUCCACUACUGUGGUGCCUUUCUCCACGCAGCACGCUGGCACCCAAAGGACAGUGAGGCAGUGUGGAAGGUUCAUUACGUGACACCUGUGUUCCAGCCGCCAGGAGCUCAGGGCUGCUAUGAGACCCAAUAUUGCCGAUGUUCUGGAAAACUGGUCACCUACCAUGACCCUCCUCUGCUCUUUGACCUCACAAGGGACCCCUCUGAGUCCACACCUCUGACGCCAGACACGGAGCCCUCUUACAAUGUGGUGAUCCAGACGGUGGCCAAUGCUGUGAAGGAACACAAGAAAAGCAUCAUUCCUGUCCGGCACCAGAUUUCUGAAUUGAAUCAGGGCAACAUAUGGCUAAAGCCUUGCUGUGGGGUGUUCCCAUUUUGUCUGUGCGACACAGAAGGGAACACAUCUGCCGUGGGUGCAUGA
Puma concolor (puma) is the source of this 1755-nucleotide messenger RNA. NCBI's taxonomy places the organism in Eukaryota, Metazoa, Chordata, Mammalia, Carnivora, Felidae. The record is from RefSeq and is a predicted model, not a curated record.